Molecule: messenger RNA, 650 nt
Organism: Lolium perenne
Lineage: Eukaryota; Viridiplantae; Streptophyta; Magnoliopsida; Poales; Poaceae
Product: cell division cycle 20.2, cofactor of APC complex
Source: RefSeq, a predicted model, not a curated record
CGGACCCGUCAGCGAUGGACAUGGACGUCGCGCACUACCUACUCACGGAGACCAAGAAGGACAAGGAGAACGUUGCGACCAUGGCGGCUUUCCCGUCCAAGGAGGCCUACCGGAGGCUUCUCGUGGAGAAGCUGCUCAAUAACCGCACACCGAUCCUCGCCUUGAGGAACAAGCCGCCGGAGCCUGAAAAUGUCUCGGUUGCGCCGCUGCGGACACGAUUUCUUCUCACCAGACCAAGCAGGCAAAGCAGAUGCGCUACAUUCCCCAUUCUGCGGAGAGCACUCUGGAUGCACCGAACCUCAUAGACAGACUACUACCUCAACUUGAUGGGCGGAGCAGCAACCUACUGUCCAUUGCGCUGGGAGACAUGAUCUACCUCUAGGAUGUCUCAAGUGGAUCCACGUCUGAGCUUGUGGAAGUCGAGGAGGACAAUGGUUGCAUCACAGACUCCUGAUGGAUGCCAUCUUGCUAUUAGGCUCAACUCCUCUUUUGUGUGUGCUAGGACACGAGCUGAAACCACCUGGUUAGUUAACCACUGUCCAAAAAAAAUGUUAUUUAUGUCCUAAAUAGCUUGACCAUACACCAAUAUCUUAAAAUAUCAUCGUCAAUCUCUAUUUUUUUGAGCUAGGUCAGUGUUAUAUAUUGUUGUU